AUGGUGGAUAGUACCAAUGACAGCUCCCAAAGCCAUUUCAUCCUUUUGGGGUUUUCUGACCAUCCCCAUCUGGAGAGAAUUUUCUUUGUGGUCAUCUUGAUUGCCUAUCUCCUGACACUUGUGGGCAAUACCACCAUUAUCCUGGUGUCCCGCCUGGAUCCUCACCUCCACACCCCUAUGUACUUCUUUCUCACCCAGCUCUCCUUCCUGGACCUCAGUUUCACCACCAGCUCCAUCCCCCAGUUUCUCUACAACCUUAAUGGACACGACAAGACUAUCAGCUACACUGGUUGUGCCAUCCAGCUCUUUCUGUUCCUGGGUCUGGGUGGUGUUGAGUGCCUGCUUUUGGCUGUGAUGGCCUAUGAUCGGUUUGUUGCAGUCUGCAAGCCCCUACACUACAUAGUAAUCAUGAAUCCACGGUUCUGCCUGGGCUUGGUGUUGGUGGCCUGGGGCUGUGGGGUGGCCAAUUCUUUGGUCAUGUCUCCAGUGACUCUACAAUUACCACGUUGUGGACACCACAGUGUGGACCACUUCCUGUGUGAGAUGCCUGCCCUCAUCCGGAUGGCCUGCAUCAACACUGUGGCCAUCGAAGACACUGUUUUUGUUCUGGCAGUAGGCAUUGUCCUGUCACCUUUGGUUUUUAUCCUGGUCUCCUACAGCUACAUUGUGAGGGCUGUGCUACAAAUUCAGUCAACAUCUGGAAGACAAAAGGUCUUUAACACUUGUGGCUCCCAUCUCACUGUGGUCUCACUUUUCUAUGGAAAUAUCAUCUACAUGUAUAUGCAACCAGGAAACAGUUCCUCCCAGGACCAGGGCAAGUUCCUUACUCUCUUCUACAAUAUUGUCACUCCACUCCUGAACCCCGUGAUCUACACCCUCAGAAACAAAGAAGUGAAGGGGGCACUGAAAAGGCUGCUGUUGUGUAACAGAGAGAUAGCAAAGAACUAA
Molecule: messenger RNA, 948 nt
Organism: Orycteropus afer afer
Lineage: Eukaryota; Metazoa; Chordata; Mammalia; Tubulidentata; Orycteropodidae
Product: olfactory receptor 2W3
Biological process (GO): G protein-coupled receptor signaling pathway
Cellular component (GO): membrane
Molecular function (GO): olfactory receptor activity; G protein-coupled receptor activity
Source: RefSeq, a predicted model, not a curated record